This is a messenger RNA of Alnus glutinosa, 2031 nucleotides long. RefSeq names its product rust resistance kinase Lr10-like. Bases 1 to 1950 code for a protein of 649 amino acids. Gene Ontology annotation, biological process: protein phosphorylation. Gene Ontology annotation, molecular function: protein kinase activity; polysaccharide binding; ATP binding. The record is from RefSeq and is a predicted model, not a curated record. The transcript is spliced from 4 exons. Lineage: Eukaryota; Viridiplantae; Streptophyta; Magnoliopsida; Fagales; Betulaceae.
AUGACAGGAAGAAUGGCCUUCUCUGCUGGACUCUAUGCCCUGAUUGUUGUUGUACUUGUCCAUCAAACUCGCAGUGCUGAGGAUGGUCAUCUCUGUUCUCCUUCUUCCUGCGGCGAUAUCCAAAACAUAAGCAAUCCGUUUCGAUUACAAGACGAUCCAGAAAACUGCGGCAACGAAAAUUAUACCCUGUCAUGUGAGAACAACAAUACUGUGUUGUACUUAUAUGCUGGAAAAUACUAUGUGCGGCAAAUCAAUUACGAUGACUACACAAUCCGAGUGGUAGACUCUGGUAUUGAUCAGGUAUCCAUCCCUCGCUAUUUUCUAAACGGCAAUAAUUUCAGUUUUGGGGAUUCAUAUGUCCGGUAUCGACAACGACGACAACGACAUGGGAGAUAUUAUAGGGAACUAAUAUCAAGGAGUACUGUGGUUUUCGUGAUGUGUGAAAACCGGGUGAAUUCGCCGUUGUAUUUGGAGACUUCUACUUGCUUUAGUAGUAAUGGAUCAGACUCAGAGUAUUCUUCCAACUCUUCCAAGACGUAUAGAUAUGUCAAAGUCGGCAGAACGAAUCCAUUGGAUGUGGAGGACUCGUGCCAAAUAGAAGGAAUGUCUCUGACAUCGUGGCCAGGAAAUGAUGACCAACAUGUUUCCUGUUCAGACGUCCACAACGCACUGGUAUAUGGUUUUGAGCUUUCAUGGCUCCAAGUUAUGUGUGAAUUAAGAAGCUGCGGAUCAACAGACUCUUGCUACUUGGAUGAGGCGAAUCAUGUUCAAUGUGAUCGACAGUGGGGAAUGUUGCUCCUCAAUGAUUUUUUUCGGGGACUAACGAUCAUUGGAGAAUACCAUGCCCCAAUAACUAUAUUAGGGACUCCAUGUGUGAUUGUGUUUUUUAUAUGCAAAGGACGUAGAAGGCAUUUAUUUAUGUAUGAUGCUGUUGAAGAAUUUCUGCAAGCCCACAACAACCUCUUGCCAAGAAGGUACUCUUACUCAGAAAUUAAGAAGAUGACCAAAAGUUUCAAGGACAAAUUGGGUGAAGGAGGCUAUGGCACUGUAUAUAAGGGAACACUUCAGAGUAGCCAACUUGUAGCUAUAAAGAUGUUAGGAAAAUCCAGAGCCAAUGGAGAAGAAUUUAUAAAUGAAGUUGCAACUAUUGGGAGGAUUCACCAUGUUAAUAUAGUGCAGUUUAUUGGAUUUUGCGUUCAAGGGUCAAAUAGGGCUAUUAUAUAUGAAUUCAUGCCUAAAGAGUCUCUGAAUAAGUACAUUUUUUCGACAGAAGAAAGUAAUGUCCUAAACUACAAGAAAAUAUAUGAUAUUGCUAUAGGAGUUGCGCGUGGGAUUGAAUAUUUACAUCGAGGAUGUGACAUGCAAAUUUUGCAUUUUGAUAUCAAACCUCACAACAUUCUUCUUGAUGAGAAUUUUACUCCUAAGGUUUCUGACUUUGGCCUUGCAAAAUUGUAUCCAGUAAAUAACAAAAUUGUUUCUUUGACUGCAGCAAGAGGGACAUUGGGAUAUAUGGCUCCUGAAUUAUUCUACAAAAAUAUUGGAGGCGUCUCUUACAAAUCUGAUGUUUACAGUUUUGGAAUGUUAUUGAUAGAAAUGGCGAGUAGAAGAAAGAACAUUAAUGCAUUUGUAGAGCAUUCAAGCCAAAUUUACUUUCCUACUUGGGCCUAUGACCAAUUGCACAAUGGAAAGGACAUAAAAAUAGAAGAUGCCACGGAGGAGGAAAAGAAAAUGAUUAAGAAAAUGAUCAUAGUUGCAUUAUAUUGCAUACAGAUGAAGCCUAGUGAUCGCCCUUCAAUGAACAAUGUCAUAGAAAUGCUUGAAGGAGAAGUUGAAUGCUUACAAAUGCCUCCCAUGCCUACCUUAUCAUCACCAGGGAGACCCAUAAUGGAUGCUGCGGAGAAUUUGAAUCAAAGUUGCUCUUCAAUUCAAUCGCAUGAAUCAAAUCAAUGAGCUAAAUUUUAAAUGCAAAUUAAUUGAUGUGUUAGUCUUCUAAAUAAUUAGUUUUCUAAUAUGCAUUUGAUAGCACAAAAA